UUCACCCGCGUACACUCUGCGAAGUGGCAGACGUAUAUAAAUGUGCCUAAUUCCCAUUAAUAUUUGACGUAACUACCUACGAUUACGAUCUACAAUAGCAAACGAUAAAAGCCAUCACUCAUCACUGUUUAGUAUUUACCUACUUCUCAACGAAAGAUGUUAAAAAAUACAGCGUUCGUGUGCUUUUUAUGUGUGCUAGUAAUUGCCCUUGGAAACUGCCAAAAUGAGCUAAGCAACACCCACAAAAUAAAAGAGUAUUUCAGCAACAAAUGCUACGGCCAAACCCACGACCAUAUGCAUUAUACAAAUCUAAGCAAUGAGUUCUCGAAGUUUGAAGGGUACCUUCAACGUAUCUCCGCUAUGAUACCCGACAGGAGAAAGGACUUUUGCGAACACGAAAGGCGCCAGAUUAACAAUGAAUUCCACACAGUUGUCAAAUACAUGGAACCGUGUCUAUCUCCCCAGGAAAAGUAUAUGUCGGAGUUUUUGAAGAUUAGUUUUGGAGAAUUUCUUCAUUUCCUGUGCCACAACAACGGAGAAUAUACGAAACGUUUGUUCAGCCCACAGAAUGAACAGUGCCGAGGCGACGUUACGUCCAAAUUAAGCACUUGCUCAGGAAGGAUAUUCAAACCUAGUUCUGGUUAUCUAACCAAGAAGGAUAUUUGCGAGGACAUGUCUGUGGCCGAAAAAUGCUUGGAUGCCGUCGUAAAUGAAAACUGCGCUUCCUCCCCAGCUUACAAAGACUUGGUGAAGACAUUCUUCCGUUAUAUAAGCAAACCAUGUUCAGGCUGUGUCAAUCAAAUCAGUAUUUUAUUACUGGCAUUGUCUGUGUUUCUACCUUACUUAUUUAGCGAGAAGUAAACCAUCCUCAUGUGUGAAGCGAGAUAUUUUGGAUGCAAAUUUUAUUUUUUUUAUAGUCCAGUUCGUCUAAAAGUUGCUUCUACGAUUAAAUACAUCAUAAUUUGGACUUAAAAAAAAAUGACUGGGAUUAGCUUGGUAAUAAAAUUAAAGUUUGGUGUAGGUAGGUACCCUUUCCCAUAAUGUUUACAGAAAAAGGAGAAAACUUCAUUACACAUUAUGUGUAUAUAAUAGUAUGAACACUGAAAGUAUUCAUACUAUUAAAUAAACCACUAUUUAAGAAUAAAACAUUGUAAAUUAUAAAAAGAACACUUAUUAACAUGUCGUUAUUGGCAGGUGUAGAAUAUAACUUUGUAUCUUAUCUACUUUUACCUCAAAUUUGUUUUCGAAGAUGAAGAGUUAAGAAUGAAGUACAAAAAAUACAUUGUUUAUUACAAAUUUGAUGCAAUUUUUAAAGAAAAUUUUUAAAUUUUAAAUAUAACCUUUGAUGUUUCGUGUACUUGAAAAAAAAUGAUAACCGUCUUGGUAUUCCUCAGGUAAAGAAAAAUGUGUUCCAAUAUGCAGUUCCUGAAUUAAGCAUAGGAUUAAAUACUCCAAAAACCUGAUUAAAUGUUUCUCUUUAUGAUUUCUAUACUCGGUACAAUGCAAUUUUAUUUUAGAUAAAGCUAAAUAAAACAUACAUUUUUGCUUGUUCAUUCUUGCCAGUUGCUUUUUAAAAUCAUGUUCUUUCGUCGAAUUUUGCUGCGUUUAAUUUAAGGAAGAUACUUUUAAUUUAAUAUUUAAUUAAUGAUUUUUGCCUCUGUUUUUUAGGGGUAGAUAUUAUAACACCUUAAUAACACGUAUAACACCUAUUAAUUUUGCGUCCUACAUUUUCUAAAUGUAGUGCCUUUCUGUGAUCGGUGAUACAAAAUUAGCUUAGUAUACGUUUGGUUAAAUCCCUUGUCGUUGAUUAAUGUUUUGUGUAAUUAAUUUUUAAUUCCAUGAAUGUUUAAACCUUAACCUGUUCGGUGUAGAUAUGUAAUAUAAUAAUUUUAUGCAAAAAA
Messenger RNA from Anoplophora glabripennis (Asian longhorned beetle), 1901 nucleotides. RefSeq lists its product as uncharacterized. NCBI's taxonomy places the organism in Eukaryota, Metazoa, Arthropoda, Insecta, Coleoptera, Cerambycidae. The record is from RefSeq and is a predicted model, not a curated record. The coding region runs from base 157 to 861 and encodes 234 amino acids. The transcript has 4 exons.